Molecule: messenger RNA, 1048 nt
Organism: Alternaria alternata
Lineage: Eukaryota; Fungi; Ascomycota; Dothideomycetes; Pleosporales; Pleosporaceae
Exons: 2
Coding region: 251-1048 (265 amino acids)
Source: RefSeq, a predicted model, not a curated record
CAUGUGGCCCGUGACAGAGCUACCAGCAACGCUCAGGUGGCCUCGCAACCCUCACUUUCCUCGUUCACCAUUUUCUAGUCCUGCAAAUAUUAUGCCUGCCCCAGGCUCUUGCACGCCUUCCUUCUCGGCGGAAGCGUUCUGCCAAGCACCAUAGACUCUGCUACACAGAUCAAGUAGGAGCGACUCCCAGCUAGCCAGCACACACACACCACCCACAAUCGCGUCAAAUUAAUCAGUUACUCGGGGGAAAAUGGCAUACGCGCACUCUGAUGACGAUGAUACCUACGCCGGGAUGCAUCCGAGUCGACAGCAGCGAUAUCAGAUGCUAUCUAGCAGCACGGUCGCAUCAGAAGACAACGCCUCCGACAGCGAUGAAGAGAGGGACCUGUUUAGAUUGAGAUUUAAACUGAGUGUUGCAGACCGCAAGAACAGCGAUCUAGAAGUCGAAGUCCAGCGCCUGCAGAGUGAAAUUGAUACGGUCAAGGCUCUGAACCAGAAUCUCGAGCAGGAAAAGGCUACCCACACCACCACGACGUCGGAAGCUGAGGCGCUGCGGGCACAGAUGGAAGUGCUCGAAGCCGCUCUGGAACACAAGGAUGUCGAACUGGCUGAUAUUACUGGUGCGGCGCAAGGAAUAUCGCACUCGUGCGCUCGACCACAGAACUCCUAUGAUCGCCUCAUUGUGAAGCUUGCCGCGGUUCGCGGGGAUGUUCAUGUUGCAGAACAAGAAUUGGAUGAAGCAACAUCUCAAUCGAGCGAUAACACUGCAAGCCAAGGACGGAUCGCUGAUCUGCAGCGAAAGCUGGCGGUCGAGGAAGAUAAGGUCGCAAGGCUUACCAAAGCAAACAAACUGCUUACCGAACAGCGCUCAGCGAGCGAAGCAGAUGCAGAGUUUUUUAGGGCACGGCUCUCCAACCUCGAAGCUGAGGUGCAGGAGUCUCGCGUGAGCAACUCAAGGACUCAAAGGGAUCCGAAAAGGCUGUUCGCAGGCCCAGGUGGGUGUGAACAUCCAGACUCCCAGACAUGCGACAUCCCAAGACCGCCCUGA